UGCUCCACGCCCCCAUGUUUCCUGACGGGGAGGCCUUAUCUCAGCCGAGCUGCUGAUUAUGACGGAGGAUCCGUGUUUGGCUUGGUGAUGACAGGAAGUGUUUAGUGUCUCCUGUAUUUUUUUGCUCUAUUUUCCCGUUUCAAAUGUUUCUGCAGCUUGUGUUAGUGUUAUGAAUCUGAGGGGAAGGGGCUGUCUUUGUUCUUGGGGAGGAAACAGCACUCCACCCUGAUUGUGUGACUGUGUUUCCACCCCCUCCAUGAGUGUCUGUACUUUUUCUCCCUUUGUAGCUCUCUUUUUUUCCUCUUUACUCCCAUUCUCAAAGCCACAGAAACACACAGCUGUAGUGCGACCACACACCAGACCUCCUCUCACUGCAGCUGAAACAAUGACAUGUCGGGCCGUUUUUCUCGGCGAGGAAUGCCUUGGACUGGAUCCACAUCUCCUUGAGUGUGAUGUUUGAGAUUGUUUGUCUCGAACUUUCCUCAUCCGACGGAGUAUUUUUUCUUGUUUUCCCUGAUGCCGGAUCUCGGAGGCAUCUUUUUCACGUGCGGGGGCUCAGCCCUCCGUGAUCGUUUUCUCAGGGCCGCUGCGUAUUUCCAGGCCUGACGCAGCCAGCUCUUAUCCAGCUGAGCCACUGUGUCAGAGGCAUUUCUGACAGGCGUUUCUUUCCGCUGCGUAAAAGAACAUCAGGUUUGGAUCACUGGGAAGCAGCUGCUCUCAAUCCUCUGAUCUCUAUCUUGGAGAUAAGCUGGAUUUCCAUGUUGAGGAGUCGUUGGUGAACCCUGACAGUCCGUCUGCGUCCUUUCCCUCCUUUCUUUGUUUUUGACUGCUGGAGUAUAAACAGAAAAGGAGUAUAUUGGUGUGGCUGAAUGUAUCCUGCCUCCUCAUGGCAUGCUGCUUCAGGUCCCGCCACUAUGGAAGCUGGACUCUAAACACCCCUCUUCCAGAUGAUGAAGCUGACCAGCACCGCAGCACAAUGGUGGGAGAGGGAGGCGGCCUGGGGGACAGCACCCCUCCAUCCAAGCAUAAAGGCAGCAAGUUUUCUACCCUCGGCAAGAUCUUUAAACCGUGGAAGUGGCGGAAGAAGAAAAGCAGCGAGAAAUUCAAAGAAACUUCAGAAGAGCUGGAGAGGAAGAUGUCAACAAGGCGAACGCGACAGGAGCUGAUAGAACAGGGAGUGCUCAAAGAGGUUCCAGACAGCGGAGGAGAUGGUCCAAAUGUGAAACAGUCUUAUGUGAAGAACGGCCACACUCUACCAGUUGGGGUUGGUGGAGAAGUCGUCAGCAGUGGCAAGAGUCCAAGCAAACCCCCCGCAGAGCCCGACUACAGGAAGAACCCCGCAUGGCUCAGCCAACCGGAUGACCGCAAAGGGCGCUCUCCCUCGGACGGAGACCGCCGCGGAGCUUUGGCCUCCAGAGGCACCGGACUUCACGAGGACGGACGGAGACCAGGGGGCAUGGGGCCACGCGCUCAUGCAGAGGGAGAGUGGAAGUCCAACCUGGCCUGGCAGGGUCAGAUCCACGGGCAGAUGGAGGAGGGCAGACGAGGGGGCAGGCUGCACCCCGAGGACGGUCAGAAGAGACCCGGGCUGCAGAAGGCUCCGUCGGAAGACGGCAGGAGGAGUCGGCCCGCCGACGGAGACUGGAAGCCGACGCUUCCUCGACAUGCAUCUGCAGAGGAGGGACGGGCCCGCAGAGAGUCGGACAGCCAUUUUGUGCCUGACCCUGAGGCCCUUCAGGACACUUUGCGAGAACCUUUGCCACCUAAACAAUCAGUCAUGCCUCCAAAAUGGCUCAUAAGCUCCACCCCAGAACCUGGAAGUGAGGGUUCAACCAGAACACCGUCCAACCACCCCAGCUCUCAGUACUCCUCUCCGCCGGCUGUGAGCUCCAAACCUGUUCGGUCCGUGUCUUCUGCAGGGACCAGCACUCAGCAGGCUGCAGCUUUGACCCCCACCUCUCAGACCGUCAAGCAGCCCCCCCUGCCUCCACCCAAACCCGUGAACCGAGGCAACGCAGGCAUGCUGGUCUCCGCCCUGCAGGGGGGAGAAAAUGCUCAGCUUCCUCUCUACUGGUCCUGCUGGAAGCGAGAGUGCGACUAUGAUGUGUACCUGUCCCUGCCCGUGUACCUGUGCCGGCGGGCCGGAGGCCUGCGCUCAGGUGACUUCACUCAGACAGCAGGGGGCGCCAGUCAUGUCGCCGCCAAGCCCUCUCCCCCCAUGCCUCCUAAAAGGACCACCCCGGUCACCAAGCGCACCAUAGAGGACUCUGCUUUAAGCCCUUCCCCGCACUCUCUAGAGGACCACAGCAGCCUCUCUGUGGGCUUCCAGCUGCCCGCCCCUCCCUCCCCUCCUCUGCCGACGCACAUACCCCCCUCCCCACCCCGCCAGCACAUACACUCCCACCACCUCCACCAUCAGCACUCCUACCCGCACCCGCUGCCCCAACCCAUCCCCAUGCUGUUCGACCCGCCGAGCCCCACCAACGAGUCCCCCCAGCGCCCGGCCCCCGUCCCGCUGCACAUCAUGAUCCAGCGAGCCCUUUCCAGCCCCGGGCCGGCCCAGCCACACCCGGACGGGUUGCAGCGUGCACACGCUCUGCUGUUUGACACCCCUCCGGAGUACCAGGGGGAGCGCGGCCGUCCUCUUCCCGUCAGCAUCCAACCUCUGAAACUAUCUGAAGAUGACUACUCCGAGGAGGAAGACGAUGAAGAGGAAGAGGAAUAUGACGGUGAGAUCCCUCAGCCGGAGCUGGAGCCCCGGAGUCGCCGGUGCCUGAUUGGAGAUGCCGGAGUCUGCUUCCUCCCAGGAGAAAACGGGAGUGAGGGCGAGGAGGAGGAGGAAGAAGACGAGGAGGACGACGAAGGGGAGCAUCACAUGCACGGAGACGACAGUGACUCCGAUGGUCCGGUGCUUCAUAAAGAUGAAGACUCGGAUGAGGAUGAGGAGGACGAGCCCCCACCAAGUGCCCUGGCCAACAGAGUGAAGAGGAAGGACACUCUGGCUCUGAAGCUGGGCAGCCGUCCGUGUGCGCCUGACAGGGACAGGUUCGUCCAGGACCGGAGCAGCCGGGACGAGCAGCCUCCCGGACACACGGGGCUCACCUGGCAGAGCAGGGAGCAGUGGGAGGCCAUCCGGACACAGAUCGGAACGGCACUCACACGGCGACUCAGCCAGAGACCCACCGCUGAGGAGCUGGAGCAAAGAAACAUCCUUCAGCCCAAAAACCAGGCUGACAGGCAGGCGGAAGUCCGAGAAAUCAAGCGAAGGUUGACCAGGAAGCUGAGUCAAAGACCCACAGUUGCAGAACUGCAGGCAAGAAAAAUCCUAAGAUUCCAUGAAUAUGUGGAAGUCACAGAUGCCCAGGACUACGACCGGAGGGCGGACAAGCCGUGGACCAAGCUGACUCCAGCUGAUAAGGCAGCCAUCCGAAAGGAGCUUAAUGACUAUAAGAGCACUGAAAUGGAGGUUCAUGAAGAAAGCAGAAUUUAUACAAGGUUUCAUCGGCCUUAGCGUCCACCAUCAAAGCACUUAGGAUUUGUGAAGCAGCUGCUCCAUCGCCAGUACCGUCGCCGUCUCCAGAAUGUUCUGCACCGUUCAUCAGGGAAAGCCUGGACUCAGGAGGACAGAGCAUGUCGCUUGCUCACCAUUACCCUCUUAACUACAUCGCUUUUGCUGAACUGAAACCUUAGCGGGUGAGGACGGAUGCAGUAUCUCUCCCAUGCGAUGGGGGGAGCCACGUGCCAGAGGAGAGGAGGGGUGGCAGAGGACCUAGAGUAACGCGGCUGACCUCGCUCUGCUGCUGCUGCUGCUGUGCACUUCCCCUCAGGGACUCAGAUCUAGUUACAUUUAGUGCGGCCUCGUUCUGUGUUGCCUUUUCUCUUCUUUACUGUAUAUGGAAACGCCAGCUCGUCUUGUUGAUAUAAAAGCUUACAAUAAAAACGCUAAUAAUGACAGUCGCCCAAAAUAUUCAGUAAGAAUACGUAGUAUGGACAAUCUGCUGUGUGGUGAUGGACAUGGGGUGAAGACUGCUUUAGAACUGGACAUCUCUGGGACCUUGUGUUUUCUAUUGUGUACAGACUGUUAAAAGAACGAAAGAUUUAAUGUCAAAAUAUUCUGCACAAAAUAUUUCGUAAUGUGAUUCUGAUCACGAGUAGGGACCGCGUUUGGUUUUAUUUUUAAUUUAGCUUCGCCUGUGAUUGUGGUUGUGCUGUAAGGUGGCCAUUAAUGCGUCAAACUUAGCUGCAGAGACAGAUGCAGGUCAAGACGCUAUUUGUGUUUCUGUGCCAACAUAACCGAUGCCUGACAGACUGUAGGACACUAACUUCUGCAAUCCACUGCAUGAGCCAACACCUGAAUCCAGUGCCAUUGGAUCUGGAGGAUCUCUCUUCAGCUGUACACUUUUUUUUUAUGAGUUUUGUACUUCCCUUUAAAGAUCGCACAUGCAAUGCAUUCUGUAGCCAUUUUGAAUAAAGUUCUGCUAAUAGUGUCUAUACUAGGAGUGACAUGUAAGUUGCUGUAGAUCAGGGAUUUAUCAAAAAUCAGAAAAUGUAUUAUCGGUCUACAGGGAGUCCUUUUGGCUGAGUCUGCAGAUGUGUUUAUCUCUUCUGGCCAGUAGCUUACAGGGUUCUCAAUACUGUGUACAAGUUAGGUUUAAUUGAUGCUUCUGUAUAUCGGUCUUCCUUUCGUUUGAGAAGAAACUUUAAAUAUAAAAAGCAUUAUAGGUUGCUAUUUUUUUAAUUGCAAAAUAUUAGUUUAUGAUGAAAUGCUAAAAGAUUGGGAAAAUGAAAGUGUACGUUUUCUGUUACAGCUGUUAAUUUUAAAUUGAAUGUGGAAAUGUAUGAACUGACUGUUUUUAACUGUAAAUAGACACUUCUGGUUCUAAUUAAAAUUAAUUGAAAAAAAUCUUGAAAUAA
Molecule: messenger RNA, 4914 nt
Organism: Oryzias melastigma (Indian medaka)
Lineage: Eukaryota; Metazoa; Chordata; Actinopteri; Beloniformes; Adrianichthyidae
Gene: phactr4b
Product: phosphatase and actin regulator 4b
Exons: 14
Coding region: 887-3511 (874 amino acids)
Biological process (GO): neural crest cell migration; actin cytoskeleton organization
Molecular function (GO): actin binding
Source: RefSeq, a predicted model, not a curated record